This is a messenger RNA of Blastomyces dermatitidis ER-3, 6715 nucleotides long. RefSeq lists its product as uncharacterized. Bases 3049 to 4104 code for a protein of 351 amino acids. The transcript is spliced from 3 exons. The record is from RefSeq and is a predicted model, not a curated record. NCBI's taxonomy places the organism in Eukaryota, Fungi, Ascomycota, Eurotiomycetes, Onygenales, Ajellomycetaceae.
GAGCAGAGUCCACGAUAUCCAAAAAGAAGGCUGCUGGGGUAUCACUUUUGCCUGUCUAGGUAAUAAUAAGAAUAAUCAUGUUACUGUUCCGCACAGAACCGGUUGAAAGCGUCCUUUGCGAGCUGAACUCCGGAGCUGCUGGUUGUUUGGCCUGUUAACUAUAGCUUCCACUACCAGCGCGCGCGUGUUGCGACAUCUGGUCGUUUGACUUUCUGGGGGCUCCUGUCAGAAUAGGAACGGCGAAUGGUCAGUAGGAGGGGAAAGGCUAUUCCUGAAUUUGACCAGCGGCUAGGUGGAAAUGGCAGAGUUAUCUGUUGCGGCGCGGUAUUUGCUGAGCCUCUGUGAAGUAAUAAUCACUACAUCCAACCAUACUUUACUGCGUACAUUCGCGCUGAAUGGAGAUCGUCCGGGAUCACGGGGCAUAUCAUUCAUCCCCGGCAGCCGUGGAUACUAGGUAGGUUCUAACCAUCACCUGAUGCUGACAUAGCGGGAAGUAUCACUAUAGGUAGGGUGAGUGAGAAGAAACUGCCUCCAGAAGACAGCAAGUGGUUACUGAAACAUCAAAAGUCAAGAUCCUGACCGCAUUCUCGGGAUGGACGCAAAAGCAAAAUAUGACUGGUACAAAGCAUAAAACCGUGGCCCAGCAUCAAGGAAGGGGGGCUUUCCCUCGCUAUAUCAACCCUUCAUCCUUGCUCCCAAAGCGGCCCGGACGUUACUUAGUUACUACUACCUUGAAAAUGAUGUGCAUACAAGGAGAGAGAUAGGCACUGUCCUGGUCCGUGGGCUCAGCGGGCUGUGAGGUUGGCGUCUUCUUCCAGAAAGCCUGGAAUCAAGGUGGAGCCCAGCUCGAUCCAAUCGGCGAUCAGAACAGGGAUCUUGUCAAUGUAGUGGGUUUUGGGGUCCUUGGGCAGCAGCGAAUCUGAUCCCCAAACUCCUCCAAGACACAACCCGCCAUCAGCUGAACCUGUCCUCGAAAAGGUUUCAAUACUGGAACUGUUUGAAAGGCCAUCCGCGGACAAGCUCUAGUGAACCCGCUUCCCCCCCCGCCCAGUAUCGUCCCUAUCGCCCAUUCCAUCAUGGUCCAUGUCCUCUCUGACACUAGCCAUUUGUUGGCCAAAACAUUGUUAUCCCCUUACCCUACACGAGCCUGUGGAUAUGUUUCGAAACUAUAACAUUGCGUAUCUUUCUUUGCCCUUGUCUGGCCCUGUUCCAAAGCCCACCACAGGGAUUGCGAGAUCUGUGGGUUGACACUCGCCCGAUGUAGAAGACUUAUCUGGGACACCUGGAGGCUAGUAGUGCAUGAAUUUAAUCCUAUUCAAUGGAUCUAUUGACUCCCAACAAACUUUUCUUUCGUUGAACUUCCUCACGGGUUAAAAAAAUGCAUUGAGGAUGUUGCUCGGGCCUCAUCUCUUGAAUACAAUCAGUUCAGAAGAGACGGGAUAAAGCGAGUCUAGAUUACAUGAUUCUGUCAGAUUGUCGAAGAUCAAGAAUCAAGAUAUAGGAUCCCGGAAUCACAUCUUAACUUUUUUUGAUGUGGAAGUUUGUAGGCUUCCUCGCGUCGCGCCCCGCUACAGUGGAACAUGCAAGUCUUCAGUUGGGUAACUAGAGGUUAAUCUGAGCAUGCAAGAAGCUUUCCUGCAUUUACUUUCCAACCACUGGAAUGGCGGAAAUUCUGGUGGUAAUUUCACCUGCAGCAAGCUGCGUCCACUCCCAGCGAUGCCCGCUUGAGUCUCUAUCACCUGGGGAAACCCGCGGGUGUUGCAACUAGUGGUCAUUGCGAUUAUCCACAAAAAAGUUUGGAACCCUGAGCUCAUCAAAGCACCUGCCUACCUAUCCGAGCACAUAUGCCCACCAAAGCGUAGGUGGAUGUGCCAUCAAGGGGAAAGUUAUAAUGUCCCGUGAGUGCGUGCUAGCAGCGACGCAGGAAAGGGUUGUAGACAAACCACUCGCCACAGGGAAUUUGUACUAUUGCAUAUUUCCGGAAAGUCUUUAGAGACCUGCAUAUCAACUGAAACCUUUUAUGGACAUGGAGCUAUUUUGAGUCGUCAUCAGCAAAAGACCUCUCGUUCUCCUGCUCCCUUUUCGUCGCCUAUUCCCUUAAACUGGCUGGGCCUCAGCGGGCGAUUGACAAGGUGCCUCCUUGACCCUAGUCCACCUAGUUCCGCCAGGGUUUCGUAUCGGCGUGAGCAAUACAGCGUACCGUAUCAUACCUUACAAUACAGCCUCCACCCAGCCGGCCAGCCCAAACAAGCCAGCAGGAUUCUUACCUUUUGCCCGGCAUAUCAUACAUCCAGCCGCCAAGCACUUUAGGGCAAGAUGUAUUUGAUAUCUUUUAAAAUACAGUACGGCGUACGGAGAUACCGUACCGCCACUGCCAAUGCAUCCUGAACCCUUUUGCAUGCGACCAUCUGCGACCAUCUGCAAGACUGCAACCAGCCCACUUGCCGAGCAAAAUUUGAGCAAGAAAAGGAUAUCUGGAUAAAAAAUUAUUCAAAAUGGGGGAAAGCAAAAAAGUGCCUUGCUUCAUGUGUGGACGCGAAGAGCCCUCGGAGUCAGCGCGCCAUGAUUUUGAACGGGCCUGCGCUGAUAUAACCUCGCUUCGCCCCCGCCUUGCCUCUCCUUCGGAACAUCCCCAUCUCCUCUUCUGGCUAUUAUCGCCAUCUCUCCUCCGCCGCCAUUUCUAAUACUCAUCUUUUUCUUCUUCUUCUUCUUCUUCUUCUUCUCUUUUUGUUUCUUCCAUUCAUCUUCUUUUCCCUUCGCACUCCAUCACCAUUUUCCCACCGCCUCCCCUGCGCCCUCUAAAACCCUCCUCCCGCCACCCUCAAUUUAUACUUAUGCUCUUCAUCCCUCCAUUCUCCUCUCCCUCCCUUGGCGCAUCUUUGGUGACCUGGAUUACGAGUCUGGCAAAUUGUGGACGAAUGUUGAUUUUAUUAUUAUAAUAUACAUAUGUUGGAUGAUUAUACUCUUUCUAAAUUUCGAUCUAUUAUUAUAUUGUUGAAACCCUUCUUGCUCAGCCCUUAGGGACCUUCAUAGUCCCGCCCAGCCAGGAUGCCCACAAUUCUACUUCCAGCGUCGGCUGCUGCCUUCGCGCCAAGGUCAUCUCCAAAUGUUGUUUUAAGCUCCCGGGUAGAACCGUGGUUAACGGUUACAUUGAAAAGAGUCAACCGGGUCAAGCGCCCUCUUAAUAACGUCACGCAGCACACACGAUGUUUGACGGAAACCCUUUCGUCGCCAAAUGCCAUCUGGACUCUGUGCUCUAUCAUGCUUCCCAAGGCUCCGGAAUCGGAGUUGCGACAGGACGACAAUCCACUGGUUGAAGCCCUGUUUAACUACCAACUCCUCCACAUGGAAGCAUACGUCGUUCACGUUGACAUGGUGUCCCAGAACGAAGUCGCUUUUAAACUCACCCCGGAGACUAUUGAAUCAUUGGUUGAGUAUCAUAAAGAUAUCUACUCUGUGGACACUGCCGCCAAAAACUGGAACUGGCCGGAGAAAGAGGUACAGCUUAAGAAAUUGCAGCAGGAGUUCGUUCAAGCCGCGAACAGAUUCGUUUAUCGCACGUCUGCGACUGCACUCGAGGGAAUGGAGGAGGACGGUGCGGGUGAGCUUCUUUGUGGUCGGAGCGAUGAGGCCAAGGCCGCCAUUCUUGGAUUGUUUGUGCCGCUGCUACCUCCUCCGCCUCGCAUUGUUGAUGUGGUGAGGCCUACUCCACUCCUACCCAGCUCGACGGGGCCUGAUAACUGGUGGCACAGUCCAAUCCAUCAACCUCAUCCCGAGCCGGUUGAUUCGUGGAAUGUUCUCCCGUCCAGCCCAAGCACAACUACCUCGACCGAUACACACCAGAACCUGUGGGCUGCCAGCCUUGCGCUUAAUGAGAUUCAAAUUUCGUCGCCAGCGCCGCCACAGCCCACCCAGUCGUACUCCACCGCCGCGUACAGUGAACCUCAGUAUUUCAGCUCUCCGGCAACCACAGCAUCAAUCCCGCAGUUCCUGCUGCCCAGCAUGCUUGCGCAGCAACAGUGUAGCACCGCAGCGAGUAUUGGGGGUUUUGGUCUGGGUGAGCGAUAUCAGGACUUCGCCCUUCCAUAUGGAACUACGAUGUAGCAGCCACAGGCGGUCAGGUUACGCGCGGACCUGCCAGAGCAUGAACUGGGAUUAUACUUCCGUCAAUAAUUACAUUUGGAGGCAUCUACGCUUCGUGAAUAUGUGGCACUUUGACCAAUGUUAUAAUGAGACAUGCGACUUCGACGCUCAGACACGACCUUCGCGUGUGACACCAACGACAUCAGCGGCAUACUCCGACGGCGUUUCAUAAUUCAUCGACAUAGCGGCAAUUUAGGGAGGGCACUUUUUUCUUUUUCUUUUUUUUUUCUUCCCAGUUGAGACUGCCUAAUCUUUUUUUUUUCUUUUUUUUCUCUUUUGUUUCUUAUUGUCAUUGAUUUGAUUUUGUCAUGCGUUGUUCAGCAAGCGUUGCUUUUUUUCCAUGGGUCUGGUCAUCUCAUUUUGUUUUCUGCAUUUUGCAUAAGAACCGGCGGGUCGGCUAUCUGACGAUUUAUUUUACGUCAUACUAACUCCCUUGGCGGAUGUAAUUUUUCCUUUCUUAUUGUUGCGUUUUCGUUGUCCCUUUCGCAUUUUGAUAUUACCCUCAAGAUCUGAUGUGCCUCGCGGCUCGAAACGUCUUUUUUUCGUCGCUUAUUAUAGAUUGCGGUUUAAGGAAAGGUAUAAUCCCGGGACCUGGGGACUGGCUAGCACAGUUCUUUGGUCCUGGAUACUUUUUGUUCCCUAUCUUUGGUCCACACUCGCUCUUGGUACUGUGUACCGGACUGGCAAUCCCUAUACGGAUUGGUGAGGCUACGACCGGCGACAUUCCCGGCUCUACCCAACAUCUGGCAUGUUUUGGUAUCCAUCCACACACUCCAUGUCCCGAUUCUGGUCGUUCGGAAAGGUUGAAGUGAGGAUGUCCUCAAACAUGGCAGCUGCUGGCGACUCCUUUUAACAUUUCUGCCUGCGGUUGAACUCUUUUAAGGAUGAGAAUAAGGAAACCCUCUCGGAAAAUGGGAUCUGUGGUUCCUAUCUGACGUUAACCGUUCUUCCCGCCAGCUCAACGCUUUUGUUUUGGUGGAUCUUCUCAAUUUUUAUACCGGAACAUCGACCAGAUACGUGGACUAUCCUCUUCUAGGCUCAUCCCCUUUUCUCCGGGCAGAUUUUUUAUUCGUUUUAAUACCUUAAUAGUCGAAUCAUGUCCCGGAGAGGCCUCCCAAUUUCUCACCUCUUCCCUGGCUGGAAGGAAAAGGGUUGGUAGGAAUCGGAUGCAGGAACUCCCAUACCUUUACAUUCUUUUGGUUAGUUUUAGGGCUGGUUGGGAACCUCCAAAGCUGGGCUUUGGAGAUUUUUUUUUUUUUAAUUUUUUUUAUUUUUACUAUUAUUACACCUCUUUGUUAGCCUAUUAAUUAGUCUGUUAGUUAUUCCCACCCAGCCAGCCCUAUAGUCUAUAUAGUAUCUACGGAGUAGUUAAAUUCGUAUUGUUCGAUAGUUAGCUCGUUAGUCGACCCCUUAGUUUGAAAUUUUAAUUUCGGACGGGAUAUAUACAGUGCUUUUCAUGAAACUCAUCGUGACUGUUGAUUUUGUCCCAUGGUUCAUCAAUGGAUGCAUUUUCAAUGCGCUUUCGCGGCAUCGCUCGCCUAAAUUUAUCAACGCCUCCAUACUGCCAAGCCCCGUUCAACAGCGGGUUGGGUUCCUCCCGUUGACGUCAGUACCAAUUCGAUGGAAUCCAUCCUGGCCUCCGCUUACAUUUUUCUCGAGCCCGGUAUUGGCUUACGGAGUACACAGGGAGGAGAGGGUGGUAUGCUUGGUGGGCAUUUUUGGUGAUAUUCUCGAUUAGCAACGUCGUUGCUGCCAUGUAGACAUGGUCUGGAGGGAAGACAGUGAGCUAUGAUAAUGACAUUUUGAUUUUAUUCACUGUACAUGCACAUACAUUAUCUAUAUGUCUGCCUUGCGUCUAGCGAAAAUGCGUCUAUGAUCGAUUCAACUUGCUCCAAAGCUCUGACGUGUGAAAAGGGUCCCCUAAUAACGGGAUAUAAUUCGUCCCAUAGCGGACGUACAGGAGUACGCGACAAUGCCUAAGGUGGCAUCACUAUAGGAGCUCCUCCAGCUCCUCCAGCUCCUUCAGCUCCUCCCUACACAGAUCAGAAAAUCUGACAUACCCACCUCUCCAACCAUUCAAGAGUCGUGUCAUUCCUAAUGAAAAUAAAUUCUAAGAUCGUUCCCAAAGUUUCGAGCGCCAACAUCCUAGGUCGAUGCAUCGUUAUGUCGAAAUCUGAUAUUAAUCCGAAUAUGGGGUGACGCAUGACUCGGAAUUCCGAUAUCGUUAGACGACUGCCAAACCGAUGAUAUACCAUUUGUGUCCAGUUGUGGAAGCACAUGCGAAUAGAAUGCCAUUGAGGAGGAGGAGGGCGUUAGCGAAUAUUCCAAGAUAAGGGGGCCAUGUGUCCGGUCUUCUCCAUCUCACCGCAGCAGCGGCUAGGAUAAUGUUAUUCUUGCACCUAUAUUUUCCAAGACAAGUCAUUAGCACUCCAUAAGACAGAUUUCAACAUGAUCCCUCCCAUGACUCCGGAUGCCCAAAUCCGGGAAGAGAGAAACAAGAGGAGAGGGCCAUCUUACCUCCGGCGGGUUCCCCGCCCCGCGGACCAUCUUUUCUAUCAUCAUAGCCCGAACU